AUGCCUAUGCACCAGGGGUUUCUCCCCCGAGAAGGCCUCUACAGCGCCCCGAUUUUUAAGCUGUUUGCGAGAACAGCGCUGAACCCGUCACUGGUGCUUCCGCUGUUGCUACUCGCGCGGUACACCAAGCGCGGAAGCGACCUGAGCAUUUUGCACCCAACUGCGUACGGCGGCAUCAAGAAACUCUUCUACUGGGGCCUCGUCAGAACAAUUUCCAGGUAUCUGUCGGAAAAGUCUCGAAAUAACUGGGUGAAGGACCGAUAUGACUGGUCGCGCGAAAUUGUCCUUGUAACAGGUGGUGCGGCUGGCAUCGGCGCCCAGGUUGUCAAGCUCUUUGACGAGUUGGCGAUUAAGGUUGUGGUUUUAGACAUUCAACCAAUGUCCUUUGCUACCUCCUCGCGGGUGCAUCACUACAAGUGCGAUCUCCGUUCCCCAUCUAGUGUGCAAGAGGUUGCGGAGAGAGUACGCAUCGAAGUCGGGCAUCCUACAGUCCUACUCAACAAUGCUGGCGUCGCAAGGGGAAAAACAAUUCUCGACUCGGAGCCUGGUGAUGUCCGCUUCACAUUCGAUGUCAACACACUCUGCCACUACUGGCUUGCCAAGGCAUUCCUCCCCAGCAUGGUCGCGCGCAACCACGGCAUGAUUGUGACUGUUGCUUCCGCGGCCUCGUGGGUCACAGCACCAGCUAUGACGGACUAUGCUGCUUCCAAGGCCGCAGCGAUGGCUUUCCAUGAGGGCCUUUCGGCGGAGCUCGUCACUCGAUACCAUGCCCCCAAGGUUCGCACCGUCAUUGUGCACCCGGGCCACGUGAAAACACCUCUAUUCCAAGGUUUUAAUCAGGGCAACGAUUUUCUGAUGCCGAGUCUGGAGGUUGAUACCGUGGCCGAAGGUAUUGUGAAGCAGGUCCUGACCGGCCGAAGCGGCAACGUCAUUUUGCCGGAGACGGGCGCCAUGGCCGCAUUUCUGCGCGUCCUGCCAGACUGGUUGUCUUACAAGUCACGCGUCGAUGGAGACAAGUACAUGGCCGAGUGGAAUGGCCGCCAAGUGAUUAAGGAUGUGAAUGCGUCCUUUGAUGAGGAAGAGGCGGGCGAAGUAAAAAAGGGCACGGUGCACGUGGCCUGA
Beauveria bassiana ARSEF 2860 is the source of this 1122-nucleotide messenger RNA. RefSeq names its product dehydrogenase/reductase SDR family member 8. The transcript is spliced from 2 exons. The record is from RefSeq and is a predicted model, not a curated record. The coding region runs from base 1 to 1122 and encodes 373 amino acids. NCBI's taxonomy places the organism in Eukaryota, Fungi, Ascomycota, Sordariomycetes, Hypocreales, Cordycipitaceae. Gene Ontology annotation, molecular function: oxidoreductase activity, acting on the CH-OH group of donors, NAD or NADP as acceptor.